AUGCACGCCGCUCUCCUUCAACACACGUGCGCCGCCCUGCUCUUGGCCCUCACCCUCACGGCCCCCCUCACCUUCGCUCAGCCGAGUUUGACCGUCACUUCGUCGACCAAGGAUCUCGGUAAUGGCGUACAUGUCCCCGGUGCGAUCCCGAGCAAUUUGUUCGAACCGUUGCAGCACCAUUUGGCGUUCGGCAAGGAUUACCGCACUUUGUACAUCAGUUGGGCCUCUUUGUGAGUGUUCACCUUUCCCAUAACUACGCCUCUCUUUGCAUACCCCUGACGUCUCACCCUGAAGCACUACACACUGAUACCCAACUCUUCUUCCCUUGAUCGUGAACAGCUCGUUCAUCCGCACACCGGAAGUGCACUUCGGCACCGAUCCCAAUAACCUCAAUCUGACGGGCACGUCGCGCGACUCGUCGACUUAUCCAACCUCGCGCACGUACAAUAACCACGUCAAGUUGAUGGACUUGAAACCGAACACCAAGUAUUGGUACACGGUCAGUACUUUUGUUUUGGAAGCUUGGCAGAGAGAGGGAGAUGCUUAAAAGUUCUCGCGUCAAAAAGGUCUCUUACACGAACGCGGCCUACGCGGCCUACCGGCCCAAGUACACGUUCAAAACCGCUCUUCAAGCAGGUGACAUGACUCCGUUCUCCGUCGCCGCCUUUGGCGAUCUUGGCCUAAUGGGUCCCGAUGGUCUUUCGACCCGUAUCGGCCCUUUGGACACGGCGACAAACACAGUUCUCGGCGCGAACGAGACGAACACGAUCCAGUCGCUGUUGCAGAGCGCAGAUUCGUACGAUUUCAUUGCCCAUUUCGGAGAUAUUGGGUAUGCAGAUUAUUACGUGAGUCGUAAUGUUCUUUCCAGGUCGAGAACCAGUGCUUCGCAUCCUCGACUGAGUCCCUGAACGAUAUUAUUCCAUCCUAGCUCCGAGCCGCCACGGAAGGAUAUUUCGACAACACCCCAUUCUUGCCUACGACGGAGAUGAUCGGCGUCGGUUACGAGAGUCUCAAAGAACAAUUUUUUGAUCAGAUGCAACCUGUGACGGCGAGCCGGCCAUGGAUGGUCUCCCCCGGUGCGUCGGAUUUCAUUGGCCUGUGACCUCUUGAGACGUGUUGGUCGACUGAAUUAGACCGGAGGGUACUGUUCGUGUGUUGUAGGGAACCAUGAAGCCAACUGCGACAAUGGUAAGUCCUACAAUCAACAGGCCCUACUCUCAACUAUAUUGCAACCCUAAUCUCUCUCUACUUAUUUCUUCCGCGUUUGAUAGGGGGUUUCUCACCCAAGACGGGCGCCGGUGUAAACAACUACACAGACGGAAACUGCCCCGUCGGUCAAACCAACUUCACCUUCUACAUCAACCAGUUCCGAAUGCCCGGACCUGACAGUGGUGGAGUUGGCAACUUUUGUGAGUCCGGGCUGAAUUCAUGGCAGCCUCUUGUCGACGCCGGCUUGGAACUGAAGCCCAUCUCGAUUUGACCCAGGGUAUUCCUACAACUACGGCAUGGCGCACUUCAUUUCGCUCGAUACCGAAACCGAUCUCGGCCACGGUCUCGCCGGUCCGAUCCAGAACAAAACCAAUAACCACAACGGUCCCUUCGGCGUGACUAUGGAUGCUCAGUUCGAUUGGCUCGUCAGCGAUUUGAAGCACGUCGAUAGAUCGAGAACGCCCUGGGUCGUCGUAUUUUUGCAUCGUCCUUGGUGUAAGCUAUAUCUUGGGGAUAUGAUAGGCACGGAAAGGAUUUGGAUCUAAACGACUGAUCUGUCAACGCUUUCCCCGGGGUUGAAAACAGACACGGCCGUGAGCCCGCCGACGACGCCUCCAGCGUGGCAAACGGCGUUCGAAGGUAUCUUCCAACAAUACGGCGUCGACAUCUACAUGACAGGACACGUGCACACCUACGAGCGAUGGUCCCCUCGUUUCAACGGUACCAUCGAUCCCAAGGGUUACGACAACCCUUCGUCCCCUUGGCCCAUCACCGUCGGUGCAGCGGGCCACUUCGAUGGACUCGACAGCUUCACCGACGCGAGCACGAGUAAAGGGUGGUUUGGGAUUGACUCGAUUUAUGGAUGGAGUCGAUUGAGCUUCUUGGACCGUCAGCAUGUGAGGUUGGACUACUUUGCCAGUGGAAAUUCGUCGAUUGUCGAUUCGCAGACGCUGUUCAAGAUGCACUAG
Molecule: messenger RNA, 2177 nt
Organism: Microbotryum saponariae
Lineage: Eukaryota; Fungi; Basidiomycota; Microbotryomycetes; Microbotryales; Microbotryaceae
Source: the annotation of a GenBank genome assembly